Molecule: messenger RNA, 1107 nt
Organism: Acomys russatus (golden spiny mouse)
Lineage: Eukaryota; Metazoa; Chordata; Mammalia; Rodentia; Muridae
Gene: Anapc15
Product: anaphase promoting complex subunit 15
Exons: 6
Coding region: 206-604 (132 amino acids)
Biological process (GO): regulation of mitotic cell cycle spindle assembly checkpoint
Cellular component (GO): anaphase-promoting complex
Source: RefSeq, a predicted model, not a curated record
GGCUCUCGGGAGCUUUGGUCUAGGGAGUGGUAACGUCUGUUUCUGCGUGGGUCAAUAUAAGUUAGUCCAAAGCUAGAGUCGGGUGUGGUGGCUGGUGCACGCCUUUAAUCCCAGCAUUCGGGAGCUGAGGCAUGCGGAUCUCUAUGAGGAAACUGAGGCCCAGAGAGGUUAAGUGUAUUGGCCAAAGUCAAACAGCUAGUAAGUGAUGGAGCCAGGACUCAAGCUCAGCUUAGGAGCCAUGUCCACCUUGUUCCCUUCACUCUUCCCUCGUGUGACUGAGACACUGUGGUUUAAUCUGGACCGACCCUGUGUGGAGGAGACAGAGCUGCAGCAGCAGGAGCAGCAGCAUCAGGCCUGGCUCCAAAGCAUCGCAGAGAAAGACAACAACCUGGUACCUAUUGGCAAGCCUGCCUCAGAGCACUACGAUGACGAGGAAGAAGAGGAUGACGAAGACGAUGAGGACAGUGAAGAGGACUCAGAAGACGAUGAGGACAUGCAGGACAUGGAUGAGAUGAAUGACUAUAACGAGUCAGCUGAUGAUGGAGAGGUCAAUGAGGUGGACAUGGAAGGCAACGAACAGGAUCAGGACCAGUGGAUGAUCUAGGUAGACAAGCCAAGGUGGCCUCAGGGUGAUUCCAGGCCACCCCAACCUAUUUUGCAUCCACAGCCUCAGCCCCUCAACCUGAAGAACCAGCUUGUGGCUGUAGUGCCUAAAGCUUUGCCUUAGGCACUUUCUCAGCUGCUGCCAGGACAAGGUCUUCUUGGGCCCUUGCAGGCCAUCAGUCUUCCUUGAAUCCCUGGAGCCUGAGCCUACCCCACCUUCCUGGCUGGUACCUCAUUCCUUGGUUGCCAGGUGUGGUCCCUUUCUAACCCUCUUAAUAAAGACACAGGACUGACUCUUUCCCCCAAUGUCUAUUCCCUAUUUGUUGGUGGGACCCAGAGGAGUUCAGCAUCUUCUCCUGGAUAUUGGGAAGGGGUCAGGUGAGGGAUCUCAAGCAAACCUAACGGGUCAUGUGGGCUAGGAUGGAGCCCAGGCCUCUGUGCUUGAUAAUUCCUGUGGCCUCGCUUGCACCCAGAAGCUCCUACAGGGCUCAUUGCCUGCAGCUC